This is a messenger RNA of Gryllus bimaculatus (two-spotted cricket), 3221 nucleotides long. NCBI's taxonomy places the organism in Eukaryota, Metazoa, Arthropoda, Insecta, Orthoptera, Gryllidae. The record is from the annotation of a GenBank genome assembly.
UUGUAUAGAUAGCAGCACGAUCGUUAUGCCGUGCGAUGGGAUGAAAAUUCUUGAACGCGGUUUCUGUCAUGGAUGAUGGUGCGGAGGUUUGAACUUUCAAGUAGGUUGUGGUAAACAACGAAGAUGUUAUUUUAGUCGAUGACGGCCGUAGGUUUGCAAGAGGUUUUUAUAUUGUAAAAGAGGUGACAAGAAAACGAUUGCCAAAAUGUAUGCCUUGGAAGUUUCAAGUAGAUUUCACAACAAGAUUUCUCAUUUUGUUGAUUUAAUAGCGCACUUUAUGAUGGAUCCAUGGUUGACAGUUUUGAGUCAUAUGAUAGCUUGUUAUGUAUCAACAAUCGAAGAUCUCCAGAAGCCACAAGAGAAAUUAAUUGAUUAUUUUUUGUGGGGACCUUUGUACAUGAUAACAUUAGUUUGUGUAUUUCCAAUAGGUAUUGUUGGCAUUUUGUUAUGGUAUCUUUUGUGCCUAAUUUGUGAUCAAGAAAAAUGUACCUAUGCAAAAGUGAUAGUUCCUGCAGACAAUGAAGAUUCAGAUGAAAAACCUCUUGCCUUUACUCUGAAGACGAAUACAUUCACAUUUGCAACAGCCAAUGUACUACUUGCUCCAGAAUUUUUGAGUAGAAUGAAUAACUUGAAAUCUGUUUAUAAAAGAGCUUAUAAAAUUGCAAAACAUUUUGUUGACAAUACUGGUAAACCGUUGAGUAAUGUUAAACUAUUCAUUGAUGACACCUGUGAAAUUAGUAGCAAAUUCAAAAGUGUUCAACCAAAAUUUCCAAACAUUGAUUUUUUGUGCCUUCAAGAAGUAUGGACUCGUUCGUCAGCAAUGAUCCUUGUUGAUCAGUUGCAACAAGAAUUUAGUUAUUUUUUGUUUGAUGUUGGAGAGUUUUCACCAUCAACAAAUUACUGCAUGUUAGGUAGUGGUUUGAUGUUUGCAAGCAAGAGACCCAUUUUAGAAGCAGACUUCAAAACCUUUACCUACAGAGUGGCUCAUGCACAAUACACUUCACAGGGUGUAUUAUGCAUCAAGGUACUUUUAUACCAUGAAGGCUUAUUUCGUCAUGUUGGGUUUGUGACAAAUCUGCAUACACAAGCUUUCCAAGGAAAGGAGCCAGUAAUUAUGUCUCAAUUAACUGAAGUGAACCUAUUUUUAAAUAUAUUUAAGAAAAAGCAUACACAAAAGACUGAUAUUGUUGAAUUUGAUGUUAUCUGUGGAGAUUUUAAUGCUGACAACAUGUCACCUGCGGAUGAUGAUGUGCAGACACAUGUGUUGUUGAUGGAAUAUAGGGAUGUAUGUGUUGCAAGACCAGGAGAAGAUCGUCACUGGGCUAUUGGGACAGAGUUACGCCAGUGGGCAUUAUGUGAUCCGCUAUUUGAAGAUCCAGAGCAAUUCUGUGAAGCCUUGGUGGAUGAUUGUGAGAGACGUCUUUAUGUUCUUGAUGCUGAUGUAGUGGUUCAUAAUCGAGAGUUAGUUACUAAACUAGUAAAGCCGGAUGCUGAUGGCUAUGUUCCAGAAAAACGAUAUGGUGGUAUGAGAAGAAUAGAUCGAAUCUUGUAUAAAAGACUUCCUCGCACAGAGGUGACAGGUUAUAGUUUUGUUACAUCAUUAGGAAACCUAACUGAUCACAUUCCUGUAUGUAUGACUCUACAGACUCGAGGUUGUGGUGAAUUAGCCAAAUAGCUCUAGUUGAUCUCACAGUUCUUCCUUCAGCUUCAGUUAAUUUGAGUGCCCUGUGUGUUUUUUGAGCUUUUCUUUCCAUUUGAAAUUAAAUAAAAAGAAAUAUUUAAUUGGAUAGAGCUCACUAUAGUCAAUAAUUUUAUUGUAGAAGCUUUAUAAAUUUAAUUCAGAAUGGAGUAUGUUGUAUUUACUGAUUAUUUUGUUUCCUCACACAUUAAUGGGGUUAACAUUGUACCUGCAUUUUAGGAGCUAACUUUCAAAGCUUUAUUAAGUCUAGUGCAUGAACAGGUUGUUACCUAGUUAAUUCAGUGAAGAGAAGGUUAAUUUUAGGAAUUUCAUUUUGAAACUAGUCUCACUUUCUUCUUUUCCUAAUUUAACAAUUAUGGAUAGUUUGAAGAGUUGUAACAGUUCAUGUACAAUAUUAUGAAAUUAUUUAUUAACAAUGCUAUAAGUACUUAUGUAUUAAAUAUUGUAAUACUGCACAAUCCACAAUGCAGUUUGGCCACAAUAAGAACUGACACAACUCAGCACUCCCAUUAAUUAAUGUUAAUACAUUUAUUAAGUAAUGUUGAUGUAAGCAUUGUUUGAAGAGAACUAAAAGAUUUAUGAAUUGUGUAUAUACAGAUUUCUAAUGUUCAUUUAGAAACUGCGAAAGUGCAUUUUAUAUCAAUACAAUUCCGAGUUGCUGGUAGACCCUGCUUUGCCAUGGGAGAAGUGCUGCUCACUUGCACAUAGUUACUGAUGCAAUGCUUAUUUUGUGAUGUAGUUGUUAAUCAGGGCAGCUAGUGGAAAAUAUAGAAAAAAACUGUGAAAAGAAUCAGCUGUCAAAUGAGUGGUGAAAUUCAGAUGUGUUCUAACAUGGGAAGCCUGUAUGGGGUCAAAAUUGCCUUGUUUCAGCAUCCUUAGCAACGAGAGUUGAUUCUUCCUCUUGACCAAUGUUAUGUACAUUGCACAUUCUCUUGUUUGUUUGUAUUUUUUAUAUAUUGUCACAUUGUUCUCAGUUCAUUAGAAAUAUGAGAAAUUAAUAGAACUUAACUUAUUUCAAAGAAAUGAAACUGUUUAACAGAAUUUUCAUUUCUAUUUAACAUUGUAUGUUUUCAUAAUAGCUACCUUAAUAGAUCUGUUCACUUGUGUCAAAAACUCUUAUUUUUGUGUGAAAAAUACUUUGUCUUGCACUAAAAUAGUUUAUUAUAAUCACCUGUCAGCUAUAAUGGAUGUUAAAUAUGUUAUUAUUGAAUGCUGAGGGCCCAAUUUAUCGUUUUUGUAAUUCCCAUAUAGGGAACUUCCAUUCCUACUCAAGUGAACAGUUGAGUUAUUUUUAAUGAUUUGAAACUUAAUAUUCAAAUAUUUAUAAUGAAUUUUGGAGAAUCAUUCCUAUAGUUUCUCUUGUAAAUAUUUUAUAGUUUUGUACUAGUUUGAUUAGUUAAUCAUGUACUAUAAUAUUUUAUUUCUUUAAGCAUAAAAUGAUGAAUAUUGUUAAUAAAUGUACUUUGAUCUGGAAAAUAAAAUAAAAUAUUUUAAGUUCCUUUUUUUGAGGAAUGGAAACAUU